AUUAAAAUGUCAAGCUCGUUACCACAACACUUAUUCACAACAAAUGUUUUUAAAUUUAAAUAAUAUUAAUUUAAGUUCGCGCUUACAUUUUAUUUAAAAUGGAACUUAUAUAUUCAAUGAGACGGAAGCCUUUAAAAUGUGAACCGCCACAUUACGAGAAUAAUGCGGAUCCAGAAGUAGUGAAGCCGAUUUGUACGAUAUCAACGUGUAAUAUAAUUGCAUUUUCAUCAUUAACCGAAUUAUCGGACACUGAUGGAGAUACAUGGGGCGGUCAUGUUUAUAUAUGUGAUCUUGAUACCCCAUGGGAAUGUCAUAAAGUAGCCAGCACUGUUCAUCCUGUGUCAGCUCUAGAAUGGGACGGAGAAGGGAAACAGCUGUUGAUAGCUACAAUAGUUGGUGAAGUGUCCAUAUAUGUACAGAAGGACUAUUUGCUUAAUGAAUGGUCUUGUCUAUACUCAGCUUACUUUCCAGGUGAAAACAUUAUAAAGGCGGUAUUCUUUCAUAAUGGUCGCAAAGUUGUCGCUGUUGAGAAGAAACCGGAUGUACCAAUCAGUGAUAGAAUACAAAUGUUACGAUAUGUGCCUACCCUCAAAGGUUUUGGUGGUGUAGCGUGUGAAGGGGCCUGUAUAAUAACGGGUACCGGUUUAGUGGGUGCCUUGACUCCCAAUGGAGACUCCAAUCGUGCCCUCGUCGCCUCCGACUGUCUCCGCUCGCCCAGGGAUCAUAUUGCUACUGCAUCAUUUGCACAUAAAAAUGGCAGUAUACUGAUAGCAGCUGCUUGGCGCGGCGGGGGCAAGCGCGGGGUGCGGUGCGCAGCGUGCGCGGUGUUCCGCCCCCCCGGCUCGCGCGCCGCCCCCGUACAACUAACAUUACAACCCCUACCCACUGUAUAUUUACUGGAUCAUGAACCUGUAUCAAUAACAUGGUGUCUGCGGGAAGACACAGAUUCUUUACUGAUCGCUGGCUCCACACUGACUCUGUGGAAGUUGGCAGAGCGCUCCUACCCUGUGCACAAAUUGCUCAGCAAAGGUCCUGUGCAAGGUAACACUACACCUGGCGGUGGUCCAAAAGCACCUACAGAAUGUUUUAAUACUGUGGUGUGGCAGCAGACGGCGGUGUGGCAGGUGGAGGGCGGGGGCGGGGGCGCGACACACGUGGGCAGCGUGCGCCUGCCGCUGGCCACGCCCCACGUGCUUCUGGCCACGCCCACCGCUUUGCAUCUACUCAACAGGGACAACCACCACUAUGUAUGUUCCCGCGCUAUCGGCAGUGGUCUUGCAGCGGAUAUAGCGGCUACACCACCAAAGAAAACUAAAUAUGGAGGUCUUCCGGGUGCAGGCGGGAGGGGGGGAGGAGGAGGAGGAGGGGCUACAGUGUCGUGUGUGGAGGUGUCGCAGCUGGGCGCGGUGUGUGUGGCGGUGGACACGCACUCACAGCUGCACGUCUUCAAACUGUCGCAGCCCGCACCUGACAUACCCACCACACUGUCGGUACAACACACCACGAUGCUGCUGGAGUACGCCAUGGUGUCAGGGUAUGACAGCCUCGAUGUCAUCAUGACAUUGAAACCUAACAUCGUUGAAGCUGUGUACGAAAGAUUGACGGAGAGCUUCCAGCGUCAGCCGCAACCCUUCCAACAGUAUUACUACCACAACUGGCUCAAACUGAGGAUAGCACUCUGCAGCCGCGUGGCGGGGCUGACCAGCAGUGCGGCCUCCCUGUGCUCGCUGCAGCUGGUGCUGGCGGGCUGGUCCGCGGCGGCAGCGUCGCUGCGUCCCGACGAAAAGACCGAGGCAGCACUCGUCUCCUUUGCUGCACUUUCCAACAUGCCCGACGAACACGAAGAGAAGAAUCUGCUGGCGCUGGAGGCGAAGGCGGAGUCCCUGGGCGAGGGUGCGACGAGCGCGGGCAGUGCGUGGGGCGCGCUGUCCGCCAUGCAGCCGCUGUACCGGCCGCUGCAGCGCGCGCUCGACACCGCGCUCACCAUGCUCGCCGCACUCACCGCCGCACACAACUCACCCGCCACACCCGCCACACACCACCAUGCACACGGUUACGAAAUGUGGUCGGACGCGGUGGCACUGAAUGCGCUGCGCAGAAUGGUGGUGAUAGCACGAGCGUGUGCCCGAGGCGGGGACGCGCUCAGCCGCCCGCUGGCACGCCUCGCCGCUAUCGUAGGCUCCGCGCCCAAGCCGGACCUGCUCGAGGAGUGCGCAUCCCUGACUGUGCAGAUGCCGGCGCGCGUGUGGGACGCACUGCCGCGCUGUAACGUCUCUGCACCACACGGCAAGCCCUGGCCAUUACACUUGGAGUACGACAUAGAGCCGGAGGCGUUGCGUUUCGUGCCCGAGCCGCCGGCACAUGCGCAGUGCGACGGCACGCCCUCACUCGCCAUGGACUCUAUACGGUACAUGUAUCUCGGUGGUGGACGACGCGCGGCACGUUGGCGACGAUGCGGGCGUUGUGGGUCGCGCUCCGUCCCCGCCGCCCUGCCCGCCCCACUGCCUGCACGGAACGCCCAGCAACGUGCCUACGACGGAAGAUAUGUUGCCACUUGCAGCUGCGGUGGGAAAUGGACGCUGUAUUCGAAUAUUUAGUUAGACAACUUUAGUUUGUAUGUUUUUUUAAGAAUGAAUUCUUACAUUAAUAUUAUGUAAUACAUUUUGUACAUAAAUAAAAGGAUAUUACUUAGCCUUUAUAUAGUGUCGUCAAAAAUAGAAAUCGAUUCAGUGAAUGUGUUUUUGCUAAGAA
Molecule: messenger RNA, 2751 nt
Organism: Papilio xuthus (Asian swallowtail)
Lineage: Eukaryota; Metazoa; Arthropoda; Insecta; Lepidoptera; Papilionidae
Gene: MED16
Product: mediator complex subunit 16
Exons: 20
Coding region: 99-2597 (832 amino acids)
Biological process (GO): positive regulation of DNA-templated transcription
Cellular component (GO): mediator complex
Source: RefSeq, a predicted model, not a curated record